AGAAUAUACUACUGCCGCGGCGUGUGCGUGUCUCUGACGACCCGCGCCCGCCGCUGGAUGGUUUGGCUCGUCUAGCUUCUUCUUCUUCUCCCGCGGAGGCGCCGCGCCGCGAUCCGGACGCCCGGGCGGUCACCCGCCGGCGGAGCGCCAGGCUAGUUCUCGCUCGGCCGCAAGGAGGGGAGAGAGACAGCUCCGUGGACGUAUUUAAGGUGGUCGUUGGGGAUUGGUGUCGCGUAGGAAAGGGGGGAGGAGACACGGAGACACGGUAGGCGGCGUCGGGAGCUGCCAUUAACGCUCGGCUGGCCACCUGGGCAUGCGGAUAGGCACGGCUCCGCCGUCCGCAUGGGAUGCCUCUGACCGCGACGCAGGGAGCCGGAUGCGAGAUGGGGGGCGACUCGAAGCGCCAUUUCUUCCCGCUUACCAGCUUGCAAAUCGGGGAUCUACAGUCAUAUCUUGCAGAACUUACUAUAUUUCUGUGCCCUGAAACCAAGAAAUUCCUUAUAUUCCUCGACAACCGCCCAUGGCUGCUUGACCAGAACACAAAACCUGCUCACCUGUGGCAAUUGAUGGUUACGAAGUCGAGACUUUCUCCUUUCGCAAACACUAGAACUAGGAGAAAGAGAGAUGAAGUUGGGACAAAGCUUGUAUUUUCAAAGGGCCAAAUAUCUACUCCCCGUUUGUGGAAUAAAUCAUCCAAAUGGUAUACCUUGAUAGAUGAUGCCAUGCGGAAUAAGAAGCUUCAAGUAAAUAAGUUGAAGGAUUCUCGCAUGCUGAACAGGGAGCUGCAUCGGACUUUAUAUGGUUUUAUCAUUUUUGAGGUAGACUGGGCUGAUGUGCGUGGCAUUAAUUAUUUGAAUGAACUUCAGACUGAUACAUCAAUGGCUGUGGAAGCUAAAACCAUGAAACGAUGGGAAUUUGAUAGUGUUAAUCAAGCUUCUUCUUUAAUCUCUUCUUGGUUCUCAGGAAAUUACUCUGAAUGUCAGCUCUUACAAGACUAUUUUAACAAUAUCUCUCCUAAAGGUGAUGUAUUUUAUGAUGCUCCGAAUGACUUCAUAACACCUGAAUGGGACAGUGAGAGUGUACAGAGUGAUGGUGAUGACUCUGGAGAUGUUCAAUGUGCUAGGGUGUUGUCCAAUUUCACAAGCUCAUCGUACAUCCCACCACCUCGCUCUGGACCUUACAAGAGGAGAAAGAUAAUAAGAUCUGAUGCUGGUAGCAGUAUGUCAGAAGAAUCAUACUCAGAAAUUGUGACGUCACCAAGAUAUUCAUCAUAUACAUCUUCAUCAUGUUGCAGCGAUAAUGACACUGGCAAGCCACUGUUCGAGCCUAGUUCUUACAAGGAUGUGUUGAUCUUGUUCCGGUUCAGUGAUCACGAUCUCCCAUUCAGACUGAAAGAAGUUAUAUUGUCUGAUGUUAGGCUGCUAACAUUACUUGAGUAUGGCCUUCCUUCAUGGGUCAUUUUUUUUCAAUCAUAUCCCGUGUUCUGCAAGAUAUAUCGCCCAUGGAUGUGUCCUCUCGCCAGAGCAUUAUAUGUCGUGAUGUCAUUAAUUACUGUUCUAAUAGGAUUUUAUGAUCUCUACAAGAAUGUCCCCAUGUUGAAGGCAACUGCCUCAAGAUUAUUUGGCCCUUUGUUUGAUUGGAUAGAGACAUGGGAGAUGAUCUCGAGGCUGAAGUAUCUAGGAACCAUGCUCUUUCUGCAUAAUUUCCAACAGGCUUUUACAUGGUCUCUUAAGAUUGUACAUGCAACCAAGUCUGUUCUUAGUAUUUUGACAAAGCCAAUUAUGGGGCCAAUUUUGGAGGUUCUUGAGUUUACUCUGCCACUAUGGAACCUGUGUGCUGAAACAGUAGAUUAUCUGAGUUCAGCUAUCAUGAUAGCAAUGGAGACUUCAUGCAGUGCAGUUAUCAAUACCAUGCAGAUGGUUAUGUGGCCAUUUUGGCUUGUCUUAAGUACCGUCCUUAAUAUUGCGAAUUCAGUUCUGUUCCCUGUAUUUUGGUUCAUUGGAGAGAUACUAGCUGCACCUAUCCGGCUUGUUGUUGCUCUAGCAAGUUUUGUAGCAGACUUCUUUGAUGAUAUUGUUGAUGUUCUCCGGCAAACCUGGUCGACACUAAGUUCAUUGUAUCAAGUUGGAUCUGCAUCCCGAGCACCUGGGCUUACAUCGGAAACUUCCAUUUGGGGAUCACUCUGGAAAGAUCUUUUGUAUCAGAUUUUCCGUGCAGUCCGGAGUAUUUUGUAUGGUUUUGUUGCGUUCUUCUCAGCAUGCAAUAGACAUCGGCUCAGCAUUUACAGUCACAUAGAAGUACUUCUCCGGCACCUUUCUUGUGCCUUAACUGGCAGACGAUGUACCACUUCUUAUGAAGGAACUCGGAAGUACGCUAGUCAAAAUCAUCCUCAAAGGAAAGCAAAGGAAAACUGAGACGAGAUGACAGUUAGGUUAGCAAAUUAACAUGCAAAGUAAGUAACUAAUUCAGGCUGAGACGAGAUAACAUGUGGAGUCCUACUCGACUGAACCUUCGCGAGGAACUUGGUUGGAAGAGUCAUGUACAGGUCAAAUACAUAAACGCUGAAUGGUUCGUCAGAUAACUCCAAUCAGCGUGUUCCCUCCGUAAAGAGGGAAAUUAAUGAAGCUGAAGCAAAAUCAACGCAGCUGGACGUUCGCGGAAUUUGUCGUUGUUUUUCCAUUGUAAUGUAAUAGGCUGUAUAGUAGGUUCGUGCAUAUAUCCACCAAUAACGUAACAACAGCUUUGUAAUUAUAUAUGAGUCAGUAAUGUAUUUAGCUCAGCUACCUAGUUAUGGAAAUCUCGCUGAUAUA
Messenger RNA from Brachypodium distachyon (stiff brome), 2810 nucleotides. RefSeq lists its product as uncharacterized. NCBI's taxonomy places the organism in Eukaryota, Viridiplantae, Streptophyta, Magnoliopsida, Poales, Poaceae. The coding region runs from base 348 to 2414 and encodes 688 amino acids. The record is from RefSeq and is a predicted model, not a curated record. The transcript has 10 exons.